Messenger RNA from Cavenderia fasciculata, 2985 nucleotides. RefSeq lists its product as uncharacterized. Gene Ontology annotation, cellular component: extracellular region. Bases 1 to 2985 code for a protein of 994 amino acids. The record is from RefSeq and is a predicted model, not a curated record. NCBI's taxonomy places the organism in Eukaryota, Evosea, Eumycetozoa, Acytosteliales, Cavenderiaceae. The transcript is spliced from 6 exons.
AUGCAAGAGGGUAAGCAGCUCGAAUGGGGCGUACGUCAACACGCCGACAAUAUCCGCAAGAACGAUCUAAUCUACGUGUGGUUGUGCGGAAAGUACGCGGGUAUCUCUGCCACGGCCAUCGCACUCGAAGACCCCGUGCGUGUCGAUGCGCCGUCUGGAGACGCUGUCUUUGUCCCUUCUUCCAAACCCAACUUGAUCCACAAUGUUCAAAUCCAGAUCACCAAGAUCUUACCCAACAUCCUUCCCAAAAAGACAAUGGCAGAGAACAAAUUAUUGUCACGAAUGACCAUUAUCCGUGCACCACUUGCCACCAACUUUUGGGUGACUGAUGAAGAAUCUGAAAUGUUGUCAACAAUGGUCAGUCAAUUGGAAAAGGGUGAGUUGGAUACUUUAAUCGUUCCCAAUCCAUCAGCUUCAUCUUUUAACAAUAAUAAUAAUAAUAAUAAUGGAGAUGAUUCAAAUGAUGAUGAUUCUAUAUCAACUACUAGUACUACUAGUACGACUACUACUACCACCUCUUCUUCAUCUACUUCAAUAGUAUCAUACUCUUCUACCAAAAGAGGAGGAAAGCAUCAACAAAAUGAUCAAGAUGAUGCAGAUGAUGAAGAUGAUAGUGAUGAUGACGAUGAUGAUAUGGCUAUUGUGACACCUUCCAAACCAAGAUCCAAAGCAUCUGCCAAAUCCAAACCAAAAGCUGCUCGUGGCAAGAAAGCAGCAGCCAAACCAAUGCACAAAUGUACAAUGUGUGAUGAACAACAAACAGUCUCUAAACAUUUCUUUAGUUGUGAUUCAUGUGGUCGUUAUUACCACAAUCAUUGUUUGUCUGAUCCAGUUGAUAAAUCACUUUAUUCUUAUUGGAUUUGUUAUUUAUGUUGUAUGACUGAACAACAAAUUAUCAAUUGUAAAUUAGUUAUUGGAUGGUUAGAAUUAAGAAGCAAGUGUAGAAAGAUAUUACAUGACAUGUGUGAAUCAUUUUACAUAUCACACAAGAAAAAUAUUUAUUCUGGAAACAAGAAAAAGGCAUUGAAUAAGAUGACCCAGGCAACAUGUCAAUUAAACACCAUAAGAGUAUUAUUAAGCAAGGUUGUAAAUCAAAGAUUCUCUAUUUGGUAUCAACAUUUACUGCAACAACAACAACAACAACAACAACAAGUAAGUUGGCAAAUUAAUGUUACCCAAUCCAUCUUACCCUUAAAAAUAUUUUUCUUUUUAAAAAGCAUUAAAGCAACAUUUUAUGAUACAACUGCAUCGAGAAAUGUUGAUUUUGGACAUUUAUCUACAGGAUCGGGUAUAAUCGAAGAUGUAUCAACAGGUGCUACUAUAUUUAAUGAUCAACUGGGUGCUGAUGGGAGACCAGAUUACUGUUGUGGUGAGACACCAACUCUUGAUCCCAAUACUGGAGAGGUUGUGAUUCAAAGUGCUCACACUUAUUGGGACUGGAUCAACCCAUCUGGCUGUAAUAGUUAUAUGGAGCAUUUGGAUAUUGAGUGGACUGAAGAUGGAGGUGGUGGGUUCAACAUGCAAAUGGAUGACCCAACCCAAUUCAGUGGUCAUGGAUUUGACAACCCUGUCUUGUUCCCUAACGAACCUACCCAAGCACUCAACGUUGACUGGUGUCUCGAUAUAAGAUUCUCGCUGCUUGCCAUUACACCCGAUCCAGACUUCCAUCUGUUUUCCAACCAAGACUACAUCAUGUACCUGAAUGGUACGUUGUUGGGUUACGGUUUGUUGAUGGAACGUCCAGAAAAUCUCAAUUCAGCCCUGUUGCUUGGAACUUUGCAAGCAGGAGAUGUGGUAGAUGUCAACCUGGUGCUUUGUAACAGAGUGCAGGAUACGUUGGACUAUUUCUACGUCAUCAUCUCGACGAUGGGGUUCCAGCCAUACUGUAGAUUCACCGAUGUAUGUGGUGUGUGUAACGGCGAUGGUUCGACCUGCGUUGCUCCAGCUGCUGUCAAUUGUGACGACGAUCUGUGCCAUACCGCCGUUUGUACUAUUGGUGCAGGAUGUGUACGUACCCCAAUCAACCCCGAUGACGGUAACCCUUGCACCAUUGACACUUGCGAUAUCCUCGUCGGGCCCGUCCACACUGACAUCCUCAACUGCUCGGCAUGUAACGACAUCCCAUGUAUCUCGGUUGAUCCAUGUGCACCUGCUUCAUGCUCGAUGGACGGCUUGACAUGCCAAGAAAUCCCAUUGAUCUGUGACUCGGCCGACUCGUGUAUCGACUCGUUUUGUCAGGAUGGAGAGUGCAAGUUUACCAUCAUAUGUGAUGAGCCAGCUACCACAGGCGUCGUUUCAACCACCAUUGGUGAUAUAACUACCACCGCUGAAAUAACAACCACUGCCUCUACCACUGCCUCCACGACCGCUUCCACCAUCGCGUCCACUACUGGAGCUCUAACCACGGGUACCCCCACAACUACCACCACCACUGCCGGCACAACUGCAUCCUCCACCUCUACCACCGCAAUCUCUACGAUUGGCACGACCAUUGCAACGACCACUGCAACCACUACGGCAACGACCACUGCAACCACAACAGCUGAAAUCACGACCACUGGUGACACUACAUGGGAAAUUACAACUGGACAUGUGACCAAUACUCUUGGUAUCAUUACAGGCCAUACUAUUGGCGGUCAUACGAAUGGCCACACUAUCGGCGGGCAUACCAUCGGUGCCAUCACUGGAUGCGAUCCAAUAUGUCCACCCAUUAAAUGUAGUGAUAAACAACCUCCUGGUUGUCCACCCAUCCAAUGCAGUAAACAGAGUCCAGAGGAACAUAUUUUGAUGGAUCGAGACAGAGAGUCCGUUCCACUGCCAGUCCUUUGUUCUCUGACAAUAGCAUCAUUCGUCUUAACAUCAAUAAUUGAUUUAUUCACUUGUAAAACCAAACGUUUGUCAUUUUUCCCAACUUUGAAAUUCUGCAGAAAAGAACGGGUCCUCAUACCACGCAUUGAUUGGUCUGUUGAGGGGCAUGAAAAUUGA